AUGAUUCGAUAUUCAUUUUUAUAUUUCAAUAAAUAUUGCUAUCGACUUUCAGAUAAACUACAUAGAUUUAAUUCAAAUUUAGGAUUGAUUAGGAUAUGUGAUGCAUUCUUAUUGGCUUCUUUGAUACUGUGGAGAAGUUUCCUUUUUAAAUUAUUAAAUAAAACCUAAAUUAUAAAUAAAUAUAUGAUGAAAAUAAUCAAAAUACCUCUUGAAGGAAUAAUAGGAAUAAUACUUACUCCUUUUUUGGGUUUUGAAAUAAUAGAGAUGGCAAUUUUAUUAAGCAUUAUGAGUGCAGUUUAGAUGGCUGUGCUCUUCUCUUAUAAACUAAAUGAAAGAAGGUAUUUACAGAUGAAUCUAAGUUACACCAUGUGUUUAGCUAUAUUUUUUGUGGAAUGCGCUGUGAAACUAUAAAAUAUCAGUGUUUUUGUUCUCUAUUUCAUCUGUAUUGAGAUAGGAUAAGAGAGAGUAAACAAGGGAUAAUUGCAAAAACUCACAAUUUUUAUCAAUUUAUAUGCUUUAAUUAGAGUGUGCAGUUGGAAUUCGUAUGAUUUAUAUGCAUUUUUUGGAGGAAUUUCCUUAUUGUUUAUACAUCUGUAUUUAUUAUGGGCGAACCAAUAAAAGUAAGACAUAGACCCAUAGGCAUCAUACAUUAAGUCUUAUGAGAAAUCAAUUUUGAACAUUGUGUAAACUCCUGAAUACAGAAAACAAUAAUUCCAUUCAUCGGCGACAAGUUUUUAAUAGGAAUUGCAGGAAUGUUUCCAUUUCUUUAAUUUAAUACCGGACUCUUUGGUCCUGUUGACAGCCUAAAAUUUAGCAAUUCACUUUUGUAAUUCAGCGACUUUGGAGUUAUUUAGGAUAAGUGACAAGGCUAAUUUUAAGACAUGUUUAGAAUAAUUAACUGAUGUUGUGUCCACUCAGGCUAAACCAGACAUCAGAGAUCCCAGAGAUUCAUUUCCCUCUUUUUAGAGUUUUUAAUAAACUUUCCAGUAAUGCAAAAUUUCCAAUAAUCGAUAUUCGAAAGAAGAAAUAGAAUUCAACGUAAUUGAUUUUCAUUUAAUUAGUAAAUUCUUUGUGAUUUGAGGAACAUCAAACCAAACAAAAGAUUUUUUUAGAUCCUAAAGAAUAGUCCUCAUAACACAGUUUUUAUUGGCAGUUAUUUGGGAAAUUGGUAUGAAAACGAGGGUUGUGCAGAUCUCGAGUAACCAAGAAAGCGUCUAUUAGAAAUCAAUGCUCAUGCUACGUUGGUUGAUGAGAAAUUAAUGAUUUUACUGCAAAUAAGGGAUGUUACUCACAGAGAUUAUAUAAAGUUGAUGAAAAAAUAAUACCAAGUCAAAUCAAGUAUAAUUUCAUUUGUUAGUCAUGAAUAUAGAACUCCACUUAAUUCCAUUAUUUAGUUUAUCUCUGCUUUACAGGAUGAAAGAGACCCUAGUGUUUAAAGUAAGUACAUCAAAAUUGCUUUGUUAAAUUGUAAGUAUUUGCUCAACCUAUCAAAUGAUUUAUUGGAUUUUGCAUAAUUGAAAGUAGGUAAAUUUUCAAUCUGUCCUGUUUAAAUGGAUCUUAAGAAAUUGAUUGAAGAAUGCAUGGAAUUAUUUAAAUUAGAAGCAAACUUAAAAAAAAUUAAUCUGACACUAAACUACCGAAAAAGUGCUCCACGAUUAUUGAAUAAUGAUCCAAAUAGGAUUCGACAAAUUAUUAUCAAUCUUCUUGGCAAUGCUUUCAAAUAUACUUUGUAAGGAUACAUAGAUAUUAGAGUGUCCAAUUAUCAUAACACUUCUUUAAAAAUAGAGGUCCAUGACACAGGACUCGGAAUUAAGGAGGAACAUAAAGAAAGACUCAUAUAGGCUUUUGCCAGAGUGGAAGAUUCAGAAAGUAAAAAGUUGAAUCCGCAAGGAGUUGGGUUGGGAUUAAUUAUUAGUAAUAUGAUUGCUAGAAAUUUGAGUUUUAAUGAAAAAGGAUUACAAUUUCAAUCAGAAUAUUAAAAUGGCUCCUCAUUCUGGUUCUAUAUUGCUAAGAAUAUUUAAGAAUCUGAAAUUUAAGAAGAAUCGGAAGAUAUUGAUGAAGAAAGUCCAGAAAGAAGGUAAUCUUUAUGGAGAUACAAUAAUAUCAAGACGCAACACAUAAAUAAAUGUCAAUGUGCUAACAUUUUAAUUGUUGAUGAUAACGCUUUCAAUAUAGAAGUUCUAAAAUUCUUAAUUUUAAAGAUUAAUUCAUCUCUUAAAUUAGAAUUUUCUUUAGAUGGCCAUACUGCUAUCUAAAUGGUAAAAUCUAAUAGGUGUAAUAAAUGUAAUGGGUAUAAUUUAAUAUUUAUGGACAUCGAUAUGCCUACCAUGAAUGGCAUUUAAGCCACUUCGAUAAUUAAGAAAUAAUAUCCAAAAAUUCAAAUUAUUGGGUGUUCAGCCUAUGCCAAAUAAGAAGAAGAAAAUUUGGCACUUUAAAAUGGAAUGGAUGGAUAUUUAGUUAAACCAGUUUAAAUUGAUUAGCUUAAAAACUACUUAAAACUAGAACUUUGA
Paramecium octaurelia is the source of this 2510-nucleotide messenger RNA. The record is from the annotation of a GenBank genome assembly. Lineage: Eukaryota; Ciliophora; Oligohymenophorea; Peniculida; Parameciidae.